GGAGAAGGAGGAGGAAGAGGAUGCUGCGCGCCUUGGUGGCGGUGUCCCUGUGGCUGCGGGUGAGCCCGCGGGCGCAGGGCGCGCCGUGCGAGGCGGUGCGCAUCCCCAUGUGCCGCUCCAUGCCCUGGAAUAUCACCCGCAUGCCCAACCACCUCCACCACAGCACCCAGGAAAACGCCGUCCUCGCUAUCGAACAGUUCGAGGAGCUGGUGGCCACCGGCUGCAGCCCGGUCCUGCCCUUCUUCCUCUGCGCCAUGUACGCCCCCAUCUGCACCCUGGAGUUCCUCUACGACCCCAUCAAGCCGUGCCGCUCCGUGUGCCAGCGCGCCCGCGACGGCUGCGAGCCCAUCAUGCGCCGCUACAACCACAGCUGGCCCGAGAGCCUGGCUUGCGACGACCUCCCCGUCUACGACCGCGGCGUCUGCAUCUCCCCGGAGGCCAUCGUCACCGACGUGCCGGAGGAUGUGAAGUGGACGGACUUCACACAGGGCUUUAUGGUGCCGGACAGACCCCUGGAGCCUGACUGCAGGAGCCGCGGCCAGGGUGAGCCUCGGAUGACCCCCCGCCUCCACCUCCCCGCAGAUAGGGUCCCUCUGACACCCCUCAACCUUUCUCCUUUCUCUUCCUUUGAAGAGCGGUGCAGGUGCAAAAAGACAAAGCCUACGCUGUCAACCUACUUGGCCAAGAACUACAGCUACAUCAUUCACGCUAAAGUAAAAAGCGUUGAAAGAGGGAACUGCAAUGAGAUAACGACUGUGGUUGAAGUCAAAGACAUACUCAAGUCUUCAACGCCAAUUCCUCUGUCCCAAGUGCCUCUUCUUACAAAUUCCUCCUGCCAGUGCCCGCCUCUUCAACCAAAGCAGGAUGUUCUCAUUAUGUGCUAUGAGUGGCGCUCAAGGUUGAUGCUUCUUGAUGGAUGUCUAGUUGAAAAAUGGAAGGACCAACUAAACAGAAGAUUUAAGAGGUGGGAACAGAGACUCCAAGAGCAAAAGCGGCGAACUGCGCGCAGUAAGAACCAGAAUUCAGGACGCAGUGGUCAGAGUGGAGCCCUGAAACCACAAACCAAGAACACCAAUCCACUGAUCAGUGGCCCCAAAAAGGCCAAUAAAAUAAGAAAUGGCCAGAAAGAAAUCAACCCAAAAAAAGUAUGAGUGUGAAAUUCCCAAAAGGAAGGACUUUCCAUGCACGACAAGGGUCACAAUCUGGCUUGGUCAGCAUGUUUUAUUAAUCUGGAACUCAUUGACUUAAAAAAUCCUGUCAGUUUCUACAUAGACCUUUUUGCUGCACUUUACUGUUACAAGGUUUGCUUAUCCUUUCAAGUCACUGCAAGCCAUAGAGCAUAGGUUUGCACUUAUUUGAGGUAGGCAUAUUCCAGCUGACUGAGCUUUAUCUUUGGGCUCUGAUUUCCCAUCUAGAUAGAGGUAGCCUUGGCUGCCAGAGGUUUUGACUCCUUGUACCAGUUGCCUAGUCUGCUUCCUUGCCAGAUGCUGGAGAGCUGCAUGGAGUUUCUCCUCAGCUGGUGUAGCAUUAGUCUGUGAGUUAAUCUGUGAAUUCAUUGAGAGCUCACUAGACUCAGCAGCUGAGCAGCAGCAGAAGGAUGGUAACCUCUGGCAGAUAUCUCAGGCAGCAAUGACUGCAGCUGCUGGAGCUGAACCUAUCUUCUGUUUGGAAUCACAGCCCUUGUUCAGAAUGUUCAAAACCAUUAAGCAUUACCAUUAAGCAUUUGGGUAUGCAUUAUGUGAUUAUUUUUAUUUGUGUGCCGAAAAUAUUCUUACAGUGAUAGUAUUUGAUUUUGUGGAUUUGUGUAGUAAAAAUGCAUACAAAGCAGACAUUUAAUUUUUUAUUGUACUUCAGGCUGGCUUCUGUUGUUCUAAUUUCAGAUAUAUUUAAACAUCUAAUUGAAAAAUCCAUAUUGUUUUGAAAGGACAGAUUAAAGUGAACAGAUCUGUAGACUUCUUAAAAGUAACACAUUUGCUGUAAUAUAGCUUAGCUAUGAAAACUGGAAUAGAAGCUUUAUUCUAAAGAUAACUGACAGCUACUGUACAGUAUUAAGGAGAAGACAGGGCUUCAAAUGGCUCAGUAAUCUUUUGGAUAACUUUUUAUCAUUUGAUACCAUAUUUCUAACCUUUCUCUGAUUAAAUAAAAAAAAAA
This is a messenger RNA of Cyanistes caeruleus (blue tit), 2151 nucleotides long. The record is from RefSeq and is a predicted model, not a curated record. Lineage: Eukaryota; Metazoa; Chordata; Aves; Passeriformes; Paridae.